Iphiclides podalirius (scarce swallowtail) is the source of this 222-nucleotide messenger RNA. NCBI's taxonomy places the organism in Eukaryota, Metazoa, Arthropoda, Insecta, Lepidoptera, Papilionidae. The record is from the annotation of a GenBank genome assembly.
AUGUCGCUCGCGCGUCUUGCUAAAACUGCGUCGCACGCUACACUCAUCGGAAUCUCUACAAUUUAUGUUAACACGAGCGAGGUGCAGCCCCGGCCGUACGUUAUCGGUUUUAACGGGUGUCAAUUGAAUUUUAUAGGCUUUUUACACGGCUCGCGGCUUUACGAGCGGAUCGGCGAAAUUGAGGUCGGCAGAAUGCCCGCCGCCGCGUUUGUGCGCGUCGGU